AUUGGACGUAGGGUUUUAUGUAAAAGGCAUCAGUUUCUUCUCCUCUUUUCCUCUUCGAAGCAUUUCUCCUCCCCGGCGGCCGGAGUUUCUUCGCAACCCUAAUCCCCAAUGGCUUCGGAGAAAAAGCUCGCGAACCCGAUGAGGGACAUUAAAGUGCAGAAGCUGGUCCUCAAUAUCUCCGUCGGUGAGAGCGGCGAUCGUCUGACCAGAGCCGCCAAGGUGUUGGAGCAGCUGAGUGGGCAAACUCCUGUUUUCUCCAAAGCUCGAUACACUGUCCGGUCUUUUGGUAUUAGACGUAACGAGAAGAUUGCAUGCUAUGUUACCGUCAGAGGCGAGAAGGCGAUGCAACUCCUGGAGAGUGGACUGAAAGUCAAGGAAUACGAGCUUUUGAGGAGGAACUUCAGCGACACCGGCUGCUUUGGCUUUGGCAUUCAGGAACACAUCGACUUGGGUAUCAAGUAUGAUCCAUCCACGGGUAUCUAUGGUAUGGACUUCUACGUGGUUCUUGAACGGCCUGGUUACAGAGUGGCACGGCGCAGAAGGUGCAAGGCUCGUGUCGGGAUCCAGCACAGAGUGACGAAGGACGACGCCAUGAAAUGGUUCCAAGUCAAAUACGAAGGCGUCAUCCUCAACAAGUCCCAGAACAUCACCGGCUAAGUCUCUCUCUGGCAAUAUCCCAUAUAUAACUUUUGGUCUGUCCUAAAAGAGUUUUGUUUUAACAAUUUUUCUGAUAUUUUUUUUUCUAAACUUCUUUAUGUACCUCUCUGAUGUUGAUUCAUAUUUAUUUUAUGCCAAAUUGCUAUA
Molecule: messenger RNA, 804 nt
Organism: Tarenaya hassleriana
Lineage: Eukaryota; Viridiplantae; Streptophyta; Magnoliopsida; Brassicales; Cleomaceae
Product: 60S ribosomal protein L11-1
Exons: 5
Coding region: 109-657 (182 amino acids)
Biological process (GO): translation
Cellular component (GO): cytosolic large ribosomal subunit; ribosome
Molecular function (GO): structural constituent of ribosome; RNA binding
Source: RefSeq, a predicted model, not a curated record